GCAGAUUUUGCUGAAAUUUCCUCACUUUCAUUCACUUGCUACGAAUAUUGUGAUUGUGAUUAGGUACACAUUUCCGAAAUGAAACAAACGACUGAAAAGUUUGAUGUGGCUAAGUACUUCAUAGACAUCCUGGACAAGGAUGACAGCCUGUCGUCCGGAAUCGCCGCAAUCAAAACUCUGCUAAUGGUCCUGGAGAAGACUAAGUUCGACACCGUCCAGGAGUUCCACUCCACCAUCCAAGCGGCGGUCCAGUCGAUGCGCAAUACGGACAAACCGAUGACCUCGGUCGUAUCGGGGAGUGAACUCUUCUCCCGCUUCAUAACGUUGGCCAAGUUCGACGACAAGACGAUGGACGAAGUGCGGGAAAUAAUGCUCAGCCGGGGCAAGAGCUUCCUGGCCAAGCUGCUGGAGAGUCGAAACGUGGUUGCCAAGCAAGCUACCAGCUUCAUCAGCGACGGGUGCCGAAUUUUGACCCAUGCUCGGUCGCGAACCGUACGGGACACGUUGAUUCUGGCGGCCAAGAUGAACAAGCGCUUCCACGUGUUCGUGACGCAGAGCUUUCCCGACAAGGAAGGCGAACAGAUGCAAAAGGAACUGGAGGCGGAGGGAAUCGACUGUACGAUGAUUCUGGACUCCGCUGUGGGAUACGUGAUGGAAACGGUCGAUAUGGUGUUCGUGGGAGCUGAAGGGGUGGUGGAAAGCGGUGGCAUUAUUAACCGGGUCGGAACCUUCACCAUGGCCAUGUGCGCUCGGGAGAUGAAGAAACCGGUCUACGUUCUGGUGGAAAGCUUCAAAUUUAGCCGAUUGUAUCCGCUGAAUCAGCGGGAUCUACCGAACGACUACAAGUAUUCGAAGAGCAGUCUAAGCGAUAUCUCGAAAGCACAUCCCCUGGUAGACUACACGCCUCCAGUUUAUAUAACGCUCCUCUUUACCGAUUUGGGAAUACUGACACCCUCUGCCGUUAGCGACGAAUUGAUUAAAUUGUAUCUGUGAGGAAAAUUGUGCGAUAGUUGUUUGGUAAGAAAAUGCAAUGCAAAAUUAUAA
Messenger RNA from Ochlerotatus camptorhynchus, 1044 nucleotides. It is a transcript of the gene eIF2Balpha, whose product is annotated as eukaryotic translation initiation factor 2B subunit alpha. The record is from RefSeq and is a predicted model, not a curated record. Gene Ontology annotation, molecular function: translation initiation factor activity; guanyl-nucleotide exchange factor activity. Gene Ontology annotation, biological process: translational initiation. The transcript has 5 exons. Gene Ontology annotation, cellular component: eukaryotic translation initiation factor 2B complex. Bases 79 to 993 code for a protein of 304 amino acids. Lineage: Eukaryota; Metazoa; Arthropoda; Insecta; Diptera; Culicidae.